AUGUUGUCGGCUCCGUGUUGUGAUGACAGGAGAAUGUGUGUGUGUCCCGGGCCCAGACGAAUUGGAAUCCCAGUCAGAAGUUCCAGCUUGCCACUGUUCUCUGAUGCCAUGCCAGCACCAACUCAACUGUUUUUCCCUCUGAUUCGUAACUGUGAACUGAGCAGAAUCUAUGGCACUGUGUGUUACUGCCACCACAAACAUCUCUGCUGCUCACCCCCUUAUAUUCCACAGAGUCGCCCAAGAUACACACCCCAUCCGGCGUAUGCUACCUUUUACAGGCCAAAGGAGAGCUGGUGGCAGUACACCCAAGGAAGGAGAUAUGCUUCCACGCCGCAGAAGUUUUACCUCACACCUCCCCAAGUCAAUAGCAUCCUGAAAGCUAAUGAGUACAGUUUCAAAGUGCCAGAAUUUGAUGGCAAAAAUGUCAGUUCUGUCCUUGGAUUUGACAGCAAUCAGCUGCCCGCAAACGCACCCAUUGAGGACCGGAGAAGUGCAGCAACCUGCUUGCAGACCAGAGGGAUGCUUUUGGGGGUUUUCGAUGGCCACGCAGGCUGUGCUUGCUCCCAGGCAGUUAGUGAAAGACUCUUUUAUUAUAUUGCUGUCUCUUUGUUACCCCAUGAGACUUUGCUGGAGAUCGAAAAUGCCGUGGAGAGCGGUCGAGCCCUACUACCUAUUCUCCAGUGGCACAAGCACCCCAACGAUUACUUCAGUAAGGAGGCAUCCAAGUUAUAUUUCAACAGCUUGAGGACUUACUGGCAAGAGCUUAUUGACCUCAACACUGGGGAGUCGGCUGAUAUUGAUGUUAAGGAGGCUUUGAUUAAUGCUUUCAAAAGGCUUGAUAAUGACAUCUCCUUGGAGGCUCAAGUCGGUGAUCCCAAUUCUUUCCUCAACUACCUGGUGCUUCGAGUGGCAUUUUCUGGGGCCACAGCUUGCGUGGCCCACGUGGAUGGCGUUGACCUUCAUGUGGCCAACACUGGCGAUAGCAGAGCCAUGCUGGGGGUGCAGGAAGAGGACGGCUCUUGGUCGGCAGUCACGCUCUCUAAUGACCACAAUGCUCAGAAUGAGAGAGAAGUGGAACGGCUGAAACUGGAGCACCCAAAGAACGAGGCCAAGAGUGUGGUGAAACAGGAUCGGCUGCUUGGCUUGCUGAUGCCUUUUCGGGCUUUUGGAGAUGUCAAGUUCAAAUGGAGCAUUGACCUUCAGAAGAGAGUGAUAGAAUCUGGCCCAGACCAGUUGAAUGACAAUGAGUAUACCAAGUUCAUCCCUCCUAAUUAUUACACACCUCCUUAUCUCACUGCUGAACCAGAAGUAACUUACCACCGAUUAAGGCCACAGGAUAAAUUUCUGGUACUGGCAACUGAUGGGCUGUGGGAGACAAUGCACAGGCAGGAUGUGGUUAGAAUUGUGGGUGAGUACCUAACAGGCAUGCAUCACCAGCAGCCAAUAGCCGUUGGUGGCUAUAAGGUGACUCUGGGGCAGAUGCAUGGCCUUUUAACAGAACGGAGAGCUAAGAUGUCAUCAGUGUUUGAGGACCAGAAUGCAGCAACCCACCUUAUUCGCCAUGCUGUGGGCAACAAUGAGUUUGGGGCUGUUGAUCAUGAGCGCCUUUCCAAAAUGCUUAGUCUUCCCGAAGAGCUUGCUCGGAUGUACAGAGAUGACAUUACAAUCAUUGUAGUUCAGUUCAAUUCUCAUGUUGUAGGAGCAUAUCAAAACCAGGAACAGUGA
Rangifer tarandus platyrhynchus (Svalbard reindeer) is the source of this 1725-nucleotide messenger RNA. The record is from the annotation of a GenBank genome assembly. NCBI's taxonomy places the organism in Eukaryota, Metazoa, Chordata, Mammalia, Artiodactyla, Cervidae.